Marmota flaviventris (yellow-bellied marmot) is the source of this 4901-nucleotide messenger RNA. Lineage: Eukaryota; Metazoa; Chordata; Mammalia; Rodentia; Sciuridae. The record is from RefSeq and is a predicted model, not a curated record.
GUGCGCCCCUCCGAACGUCCCCGGGAACCCAGCCAGAGCGAGCGCCGGGGCCAGGCGCGCAGGAGUGAAAAGGAGGCGGCGGCCGCGGCUGCUAGCAACAGAUCCGGGCGCCUAGAGCAGACCUUUUCUGCUGCUGGGCCAUUUCUUUUUAAUUUCAAAAAAUAAAUAAAUAAGUAAAAUUUGAAAAUCUUGCAUUUUUAAAUGGCGCUGGCCCCGGGUCAGCAGGAGGUUUUCUCUGCAUCAAGAUGGGCUUUGCCGUUUCCGUCGUGGGCACUUGUGAUGGCCUGAUUGUCAGUCUUCUGUGGGCAUUUUUGAGGCCAGAAGCCGAGCACUGCAUGUAGGCGAAUUACCCUACAGAACGGUUUGGCUUUUAAAAUUUUUGUUAUUAUUUUGGGCAGAGAACGGUCGAUCUCGUGCAUUCCGUCCGCUCUGCAGAAGAGGCGGAGAGUCGUUGGUUGGGUCGCUUAGAACGUGAAAUUCCUCCCGGGGUGAGCGAGCCCCGGCCCCGCGCGCAGUCCAGCGGCCACGCGAGUGUGUCCUCCCUGCCGGCGCCGGGAAAAUGGAGGCUGUGAUUGAGAAGGAAUGCAGCGCGCUCGGAGGCCUCUUCCAGACCAUCAUCAGCGACAUGAAGGGGAGCUAUCCAGUUUGGGAAGACUUCAUAAACAAGGCAGGAAAGCUGCAGUCCCAGCUGCGGACAACCGUAGUAGCAGCAGCUGCCUUCUUGGACGCCUUUCAGAAAGUGGCUGACAUGGCCACCAGCACACGAGGUGGUACCAGGGAGAUCGGCUCAGCUCUCACCAGGAUGUGCAUGAGGCACAGAAGCAUCGAAGCCAAGCUGAGGCAGUUUUCCAGUGCUUUAAUUGAUUGUCUGAUAAAUCCACUGCAAGAACAGAUGGAAGAAUGGAAGAAAGUGGCCAAUCAGCUGGACAAAGACCACGCAAAAGAAUACAAAAAGGCUCGCCAAGAGAUAAAAAAGAAGUCCUCAGAUACACUGAAACUGCAGAAGAAAGCAAAAAAAGUGGACGCUCUGGGGAGAGGUGACAUCCAGCCUCAGUUGGACAGCGCCCUCCAAGAUGUCAACGAUAAAUAUCUCUUGUUGGAGGAAACAGAAAAGCAGGCAGUUCGCAAGGCUUUGAUUGAAGAACGCGGCCGAUUCUGCACUUUCAUCUCUAUGCUACGGCCAGUAAUUGAAGAAGAAAUCUCCAUGCUGGGGGAAAUUACCCACCUCCAGACCAUCUCGGAAGAUCUGAAGAGCCUGACCAUGGACCCUCACAAACUGCCCUCCUCCAGUGAACAGGUGAUUUUGGACUUGAAAGGUUCUGACUACAGCUGGUCCUAUCAGACGCCACCCUCUUCCCCCAGCACCACCAUGUCCAGAAAGUCAAGCGUCUGCAGCAGCCUGAACAGUGUCAACAGCAGCGACUCCCGGUCCAGCGGCUCCCACUCCCACUCCCCCAGCUCGCACUACCGCUACCGCAGCUCCAACCUGGCCCAGCAGGCGCCCGUGAGGCUGUCGAGCGUGUCCUCCCAUGACUCAGGAUUCAUAUCCCAGGACGCCUUCCAGUCCAAGUCGCCCUCCCCCAUGCCACCAGAGGCCACCAACCAGUUGUCUAACGGGUUUUCUCACUAUAGUUUACCAAGUGAGUCCCAUGUGGGGCCCGUGGGUGCAGGCCCUUUCCCUCACUGCCUGCCUGCCUCCCGCCUGCUCCCUCGGGUCACCUCUGUCCACCUUCCAGACUACGCUCAUUAUUACACCAUUGGGCCCGGCAUGUUCCCGUCAUCUCAGAUCCCUAGCUGGAAGGACUGGGCUAAGCCAGGGCCCUACGACCAGCCUCUGGUGAACACCUUACAGCGCCGCAGAGAGAAGCGUGAGCCAGACCCCAGCGGGGGUGGACCCCCUCCCUCGGGAGGCCCUCCAGCGGCUGCAGAGGAGGCGCAGAGACCGAGGAGCAUGACUGUGUCCGCUGCCACCAGGCCUGGUGAAGAGAUGGAGGCUUGUGAGGAGCUGGCCCUUGCACUGUCGCGGGGCUUGCAGCUGGACACGCAGAGGAGCAGUCGAGACUCGCUGCAGUGCUCCAGUGGCUACAGUACCCAGACGACCACCCCAUGCUGCUCUGAGGACACCAUCCCCUCCCAAGUUUCAGAUUAUGAUUAUUUCUCCGUAAGUGGUGACCAGGAGGCAGAUCAGCAGGAGUUUGAUAAGUCCUCCACCAUCCCUAGAAACAGUGACAUCAGCCAGUCCUACCGGCGGAUGUUCCAAGCCAAGCGCCCAGCCUCAACUGCCGGCCUCCCUACCACCCUUGGACCUGCUAUGGUCACUCCAGGGGUUGCAACUAUCCGACGGACCCCUUCCACCAAGCCUUCUGUCCGCCGGGGAACCAUUGGAGCUGGUCCCAUCCCCAUCAAGACACCAGUGAUCCCCGUCAAGACCCCAACUGUCCCAGACCUCCCUGGGGUGUUGCCAGCCCCUCCAGAUGGUCCCGAGGAACGGGGUGAGCACAGUCCUGAGUCUCCAUCUGUGGGUGAGGGCCCCCAGGGUGUCACCAGCAUGCCCUCUUCCAUGUGGAGCGGCCAAGCGUCUGUCAACCCUCCACUUCCAGGCCCAAAGCCCAGUAUCCCUGAGGAGCACAGACAGGCGAUUCCAGAAAGCGAGGCUGAAGAUCAGGAAAGGGAUCCCCCAAGUGCCACUGUCUCCCCAGGCCAGAUUGCAGAGAGUGACCCUGCAGACCUCAGCCCAAGAGAUACUCCGCAAGGAGAAGACAUGCUAAACGCCAUCCGCAGGGGUGUAAAGCUGAAGAAGACUACGACCAACGAUCGUUCAGCCCCUCGCUUCUCUUAGGCUCUAAGCUCCCAGGAAAUGCUGCCAGUGGGGAAUGACUCUUUAAUUAAUAAGACCUAAUUUGUCUCGAUCCAUUCCAACCUAUAAUCAAACAAAAAAUUUUGUAGGCAACUCAGAAUUCAGCUCUUUUGAAAGUACUCAACAUCUUUAGAUAAUAAUUAAAAGCAACAUGUAACUGACAUAAUCUUGAUCUUUUAAUUUGUAAAUACUGACGAUUUUCUUUCUGCACAUUUUAAUCUUAGUUUCCCUUUUGAUUUUUCUGAAGGUGCCAAAUUCCAUUUAACUUUUUUACAAGUCUUUGUAAAAUUUUAAAUGCAUAGGGGGUAGGGUGGGGUGGGGCGGGAUGGGGCAAGGGAACCACAAAGUAGUUAAUUUCAGAAAAAGAUUACUAAGUUCUUUCUUCUUCUUCUUUCCCUUCCACAAGCUUUUGUAGAUGCAUUGUAGUAGUCUAGCUUAGAAACAAAUUUGUUAUUUUAAUGUAUAAACAAAACGGAUAAGGGGUAAAAUCCUCAUUUAAAUAUACUAUGUCUGGUUGAGAAAAGCAGGAAUAACAAUUGAUGAGCAAUAUUCAGAGUGAAGUAAAUCUGGAAGAGGUAGACUGUGUUGAGACUGGGGGGAGGGCCGUGGGAGGGGCACACUGUCAACAUAGCCAAUCCUGUUACAUUUUAAGAGUAGCCUUGUAGGUUGAAUUUCUAGUAGCUUCAUGGUCAAUGCAUCCGAAUAAGCCAUACUGGAUUGCAGUGUUUGUUUCUGUAGGGUGUUUAAGGACUUCCUUUCUUCCACUGCACACAGCACCCGCCUCCAAUCCCGCGCAUGCUGCUGCCACUGGGUAGACAUAGAACUCCUCCCACCCCCACUUUAGUUUCUUGUCUAUUGUACUCACUUCAUGGAAUCCAAAUACAUCCAAAAGGGUAAGGCAGUUUAAAAAUGUGAAAACAUUUAAAAAUGAUAGCAGGGAAUUCUUAGAUAUAGCAAAUGCCUUUUACUUAACUGUGCCCAGCAGGCUGGGUACAUUGAAAAGCCCAAAUAUUUUGAAAAAACUCAAGCAGAUUUAACAAGCGUAACCAGCUCGGAGUCUAGCAAUUUGCCAAUGUGUUUACCAAUCUGGGGGCUUGUUUUUCUUAUUUUCCUUAAAUAAAUCGCAAUUAAUUGGCUUCAUACUAAACGUUGAAGAAAGGAAGAUUGAUUUAUUGUCACUGGGAGUGUGACCACUAUACUGUUCCUUUUUUGUGUUCCGGACAAUGUUUUUUGGAAUGGAUUCGUGUCUUUUUUUUUUUUUUUUCAAGUGGAAGUUAAAUUUGUUAUAAUGCCCAUCCCUCAAAGUCAACAGAGACUAGAUUUAAAGGGAUCACAUUUGGAAAAGGCACUGUUUUAAAGAAACCAAGUCCCUUAGUGGUGGGCUAGUUAAAACAGUGCAUACUUGUGACUGUACCUCUCAAGGAAGAGGAGUUGGUAGGUCCCCAGAUGCCCUGCAGAUUUCUGUUGGCUCUAAUCUUCAAUUACACAAUCUUAUGCUUUAAUACAUAAACCACGUUGGAUGUGAGGGUGAUAUACCUGUACAGUCAUUGUUCUAUAUAUUAACAUUUAACACUGCUGUGAUUGCUCAAGGACAUUUUAUGUUAUGGCUUUAAAGCAAAGGCAUGAUUAUUAGAAACUAUUUAAGCUUUUUUCUUUGAAAAACAAGCUCCUUUUACAGACUAUAAGCAACAGUAGUGCCUGUGGUUUAGCCCACCAAUCUUGAUGACUAAAAGUAGCUGAUGCAUUGUGCAUAUGAUGCUUGAGAUGGUUUUUGCAAAAGCAGAAAUCGCUGCAAGGUAAUUACAAUAGUUAAAAGUGGUAUUUUAAACCUUCGAAAUAAAUGGAUGUAACUGUACUUUGGUACAGCUUUUCACUUGUUUAGUUUUUAAACGUUAGUAUAAUCUGAAUAAAUUUAAUAUAAAAUGUUGCCAAAUUCAAUGUAGAAAGAAUGUGACAAAACACCUUGGAUAGUUCUGUUUGUGUUUUUGCAUAUUGUAAAAGCAGUGUCACAGCUAAAAAUAAAAAGAUCCUUUCUAAAGGUAAA